CGCUGAACACAGCGCUAUUAUUACAGCGCAGGAGAGAACCACGGUCGCUGUGAUUGCUCCUGCAGUCCUUCUCCAGCCUGUCUGGAAUCCCCCUCGACCUCCUCGCAUCCUCUAUACCAGAAACUCCCGUCCACAGUGCGUCGGAAACACGCAGUUCGCGCUUGCCACUAGCCUCGUCUAAGGCGGUGGACCUCACCUUCGCUGAAGCUCAUAAGCGCCGUACUCUUCCAGGAGACGUACUUCCACCCCAGCCCAGCCGCCUCUUCAGCCCCUUCCCUGGCGGAAAGCCCUGGUGGUUAUCGAUCCUGGCUAGAAGGGCGCGUCGUCCUUUCCUUUCUACUGUGUUUACCACCCUUUCGUUCCUGAUCCGAGUCAGCAGCGCAAUCUUUCACUGUCCGUACCCAGAGCCACCGCCCCCAUGACUGCCGAAUCAGAUCCAAAACCUGGAUCGUCGCGUCAGGAGAAUGUCAACGGCCGGGACUCGUCCAUCCCCGAACACUCGAACAGCCCGGAGUCCGCAGGGCCAAACUCACCCCCUUCUGUGUCGGUCGAGGGUUCCGAAACCGCUCCUACAGAUGACUCUUUGCCGAAGAAGCGGCGUUCCUUACUAGACAUUCCAUCCCGUGGGUCAUCGAGAGUCGAUAAGCAGUCUGCGCUCGAUACCGCUCAGGAAGCAACCCAGGAUGACUCUGACAAUACGCUACGCGGCUCAAAAACGUCUAUCCUGAAGGGGCGACGAGAUCAAAGCAGAGGGAGCAGCAGAAGAUCUCGUCGAGCAGAUCGUGACGUGUCAGGCGUGGAACCAAAAUCUGCGUCAACUCCCGAGUUAGAUGACGCUCGCCCCAAGUCUGGCAAGAAAUCCAGAAUUUCAAUCCGCUUUCUUGCAUUUUUGAACUGCUGCACUGCAUCUAGUAUCAAUGCUGAAGAUUCCCUGCUUUCGCCGCCGAAGAAGACCCAACCGCAGACAGUUCCAGACAGGCAGCCUGCCCCGGCCGUGGACAAGACCAGCGUCAGGCCUAGCGACUCCGACACAGCAGAACCGAAAGAGUCACCGUACUCACUCAGCGAGAAACCCAAUCCUGCCAUUUCUUCUGAUCAAUCUGGAACACACGUUGAAUAUGAACGCUGUACGGACUCCCAAGAUGGAGCGGCCCUCGUCGAUGACACAUCAUUAGGCGCUGAUCAGACUGUUUCCGAUCAUGAAAAACCACCUUCGGUAGAAGACUCUGGCACCUCUGACCCAUCACACAGCGAUCCAGCGAAACCCAAGGCUGCAGUUGUGGCAGUGGGGACCUUUCAGACAGAAGAUACAGAUACUGCACCCUCGGUUACCGAUAGUAAAAGCGAAGAGACCAUUGAAAAAGAUCAAGCUGUACCGGAACCAUCCCUUUCAGAGGACACUAAAGAUGGUGGAAAGGACCUUGAAGGACCAACCGGUUUACCAUUCGUGCUGCCACACCCACCCCCUCAAAUAGCAAACCAGGAAGGUCAACAGCAAUGGCUUCUUCCACCCCGGUUACCUCACCUGCAGAACAGGAAGUGUCUUGUCCUCGAUCUUGAUGAAACCCUUGUUCACAGCAGUUUUAAGGUUCUCGAGCGUGCCGAUUUUACAAUCCCGGUCGAGAUCGAAGGCCAGUACCACAAUAUUUACGUGAUCAAGCGACCCGGAGUCGACCAAUUUAUGAAACGCGUCGGCGAAUUGUACGAAGUGGUCGUGUUCACCGCGUCUGUCUCCAAGUAUGGGGACCCACUGUUGGAUCAGUUGGAUAUCCACAAUGUUGUGCACCACAGGUUAUUUAGGGAUAGCUGCUACAACCACCAGGGGAACUACGUCAAGGACCUCUCCCAGGUUGGACGCGACCUCCAAGAAACGAUAAUAAUCGACAAUUCGCCAACGUCGUAUAUCUUCCACCCUCAACAUGCGAUACCCAUCAGCAGCUGGUUCUCUGACGCUCACGAUAACGAACUUCUUGAUCUAAUUCCUGUCCUCGAAGAUCUCGCCAGCUCCCAAGUGAAGGACGUGAGCCUUGUCCUCGACAUCGCGCUGUAAUCCCAUUUCUUUUUACGGCCCUUGCAUUCCUAAUAAGCAUAUUUCCUUUCAGUUUGAUAUUGGUUUGUUCUUAUUUCUCUUCUUCUCCUUCUCUCUCCCUCACCCAGUAUGCCUUGAUAAAACAAGAGCGAGCCUAUUUCCUUUGUCUACCUACACACCUUGGUUUCCCCAAACACUUCCCAUCACACAGAAAACAAUGAGAAGGUGAGAUGUAUUAGAGCCAAAGUCUUAAUAUGGAAUCUGUCAAAAAGGUUUAUCUGUGCAUUUGUUGAUAAUUUGGAGGCACUUCCAGUCUUGUGAUUCCCUUAUGUGUUGUGUUUGUUGCCAUCGCAUGCCAGUUUGCUUUUUUCCCUGACUAUUGAUUAUUUUACUUCUAUAUCCACUUUUGCAGCUCCUUUUCUCUGUGUUUUUCUUUCUAUUUAUUUAUUUUUCUUCUUCUUCUUCUUCUUUCUUCGACCCCAACUCUCUUUUCCUUUCCUUAUUUCCUUCCUGAUGCUCUCUUUUCUUGCUUCUGUUUUGACCUGUUUCCUAAUCUCCUUGCAUUAUGCAGGCGUCUACUUUGGUCAUCCGCUGAGAUCCCUUUAGUUUGAUAUUUUGUGGUCUUUGUUCUAUUUGCGUUAUAUGCCACUGAGGUAUAUUGCUACUACCCCAAUUUGUAUUGUCUUUAUAUUUCGCUUUUGCUUUGGAUAUUUUGCUUACACUUCCCCCUUACUGUUCUUCCGCCAGUGGCCACCACCCCCUGUCUUUCGCAGCAUCUCCUUUGCUUAUCAAAUAUAUCAUUUGUGAAUUGCCAUAGCAUCUUUCUAUACUUUGGUGGUUCUUGGCCCCUUGGUCCCUGCUACUGUAUCUAUUGAGCCACGGCCGCCGAGCAGCUUAACUGGGAAGAAAAUACAUUAUAUACUGGUCUCUCUGGCUGCAGUGCAUACCAUGUACAACAAAAGCCAGCUAUCAAAGGGUUAAUACCACA
Messenger RNA from Monascus purpureus, 3017 nucleotides. The record is from the annotation of a GenBank genome assembly. Lineage: Eukaryota; Fungi; Ascomycota; Eurotiomycetes; Eurotiales; Aspergillaceae.